Alosa alosa (allis shad) is the source of this 2082-nucleotide messenger RNA. Its product is annotated as glutathione hydrolase 1 proenzyme-like. Gene Ontology annotation, cellular component: plasma membrane. The record is from RefSeq and is a predicted model, not a curated record. The coding region runs from base 87 to 1799 and encodes 570 amino acids. Gene Ontology annotation, molecular function: glutathione gamma-glutamate hydrolase. The transcript is spliced from 13 exons. NCBI's taxonomy places the organism in Eukaryota, Metazoa, Chordata, Actinopteri, Clupeiformes, Clupeidae. Gene Ontology annotation, biological process: regulation of inflammatory response; regulation of immune system process; peptide modification.
CAGACACAGAGGGGUAAUAAGGACAGAGACUAACCACUGGUCAGAUACAUCAAGACAGAGACUAACCGCUGGUCAGAUAUAUCAAGAUGGUGCGUAAGUCCAUUGUGGUGGGCCUGGUGGUGCUGCUGGUGGCGGCCGUGGGGACGUUUGUGGGCGUGUUCUAUGGGGUUGGGAAGAAGAUGACCGACCAGAAGGCCUACUUCAAAGCUGCAGUGGCCACGGACGCUGGACCCUGCUCGGAGAUAGGCAGGGAUAUCCUGAAGAAAGGCGGUUCUGCGGUGGACUCGGCCAUCGCUGGGCUGCUGUGUGUGGGCCUGAUGAACGCCCACAGCAUGGGCAUCGGCGGAGGCCUCUUUCUCACCAUCUACGACGCCAGCACAGGGAAAGUGGAGACCAUCAACGCCCGGGAGUCCGCCCCAGCGAAUGCAUCUCAGGACAUGUUUGGGAACAACACGGACCUGUCGCGCACAGGUGGUCUGGCCAUUGCGGUGCCAGGAGAGAUCCGCGGCUACGAGCUGGCACACAGGCGGCACGGCAGGCUACCGUGGAAGGAGCUGUUCCUGCCCAGCAUACGGUUGGCACGCGAAGGGUUUCCUCUGGGCAGUGCCUUGGCAAAGGCCAUCAACAGCUACAGGAGAACAAUCACCAGCGAUAAGGCUUUAUGUGAAGUGUUCUGUGACUCAGAGGGCAACAUUCUGAGAGAGAACAGCACCAUCUACUACCGCAAGCUGGCCGACACCUAUGAGGCCAUAGCCAAUCAGGGCCCAGAUGCGUUCUACAAGGGGCCAAUAGCGGAGAACAUGGUGCGGGACAUCCAGGCUGCAGGUGGCAUCGUCACUCUGCAGGACCUCCAGGACUACCAGGCCAGGCUGGAGGAGGCCCUGUGUGUGGGCAUGGGGGAGUACCGGCUAUGUGUCCCCCCCGCACCCGCCAGUGGCCCCGUGCUGGCCCUCAUCCUCAACAUCCUCAAAGGUUACAAGCUCGGGCCAGACAGUGUCUCCACGCUGGAGAAGAAGGUGCUCACCUAUCACCGCAUCGUUGAGGCCUUCCGUUUCGCAUAUGCCAAGAGAAGCGUGCUCGGAGACCCUCACUUUGUCAACGUUACCUCUUUGGUCAAGAACAUCACCUCAGAUGAUGUGGCCGAACUGUUCCGCAGUCGGAUCACCGACGACACCACACACCCAAUGGAGUACUACGAGCCCGAGUACUUCGUCCCCGACGACCAUGGCACCGCCCACCUGUCCGUCAUGGCGGAGGAUGGAAGCGCGGUGGCCGCCACCAGCACCAUCAACACCCAAUUUGGAUCUAAAGUCAUGUCCAAUUCAACUGGGAUCCUCUUAAACAACGAAAUGGAUGAUUUCAGCUCCCCCUUCAUCACAAACGCUUUUGGCGUCCCACCCUCCCCAAAUAAUUUCAUCCUACCAGGUAAGAGGCCGUUAUCGUCAAUGGUUCCCACAAUCCUCCUGGACAAGAACAAUAAAGUAAAAAUGGUUGUUGGAGGCUCUGGUGGGACGAAGAUCACCACGGCGACCGCCUCAGUUAUCCUCCAUGCUCUUGUCUUCAACUAUGACCUGAAGAGAGCAAUAGCGGAGCCUCGCAUUCACAACCAGCUCGCCCCCAACACCACGUACGGAGAGAUGGACUUUGACCCGAACAUUCUGGAAGGCUUGGAGCAGAAGAACCAUGACACGGCCUUGCUGACGUCCGUGGCAGCGGUGGUGCAGGCGGUGAUGAGACAGGGCGAUGGGAUAGUCGCUGAAUCGGACCCCAGAAAAGGAGGAUACGCUGCAGGAUACUGAUAUAAACACACAUGCUUACACACACACACACACACACACACACUGUACAUUUGUGCAUACAGACACAUAUAGACAAAAACACAGAGUUAAACCCACACACAAACACAGACACACAACCACACACAGGCAUCUACAUACACAAAUACAUACAGACAAAAACAUACACAGAUAUGCGUAUGCUGCAAAGAGAGCCAUGCUGCAAUGUGCAAUGCCAUGUGUGUGCACAAAUGGAUUGUAAAUAUUGUAUUUUAAUUUAUAAAUUAAUUAAUUGUGCUGUGCUAUU